UCCACUGAUACGGAGGCAGGAGAUUAGUUUGAAUCUUGUCGGAGAUUAUCCCGCUUAGGAUGCACUGAAGCGCUCAUGAAGACUAAUGUGAACUUCUGAAUUUGGGGGGCAGCAGUGAGACCUACACUCACCUGUUAAGCAGAUUGAUGAGACAGAAGAUGGGAUCCCCAGUUACAGUUGUGUCUCUGUGCCCCCUCAGGUGGAUCUUCAUCCUGGUCGUCUUUGUGCAGCAGCUCAAUGCAGGAGGAAUUGAUGGCCCAUGUCAAGGCAGAGACUGCUCCAUAUGUCAGUGUCUUCCUGCCAAAGGUGCAAGGGGAGCUCCAGGGAAGCCCGGCCAGCGAGGCCCCCCGGGACCAAUGGGACCAUGGGGACGUGAAGGGCCACUCGGAGAGAAAGGCAGGAGGGGAGCAGAGGGCUCACCUGGCCCAGAGGGGCCCAAAGGAGACCGCGGCCAGACUGGUGUUCCUGGUUUUCCUGGUAAUGAUGGCUCAGCGGGCCACCCUGGAGCAGGAGGUGAGCCUGGUUUGCCAGGAGUGGAUGGCUGUAAUGGGACAAGGGGUCGACCAGGAGUCUUUGGUAUCCCUGGUAUCGAUGGUCUGCAUGGGCCACCGGGAUUACCUGGACCUAAAGGAAUAAAAGGAGAACCUUUGUAUGGCAUUGCCCUUCCAGGGCGUCCAGGGGACCCUGGUAGAGAUGGACAGCCUGGUCCACCUGGAGGACAAGGAAACCCUGGGCCUAAAGGCUACGCUGGCCCUCCUGGCCCUCCUGGACUCGAGGGCUUUGAAGGGCCUAGAGGUGCGAGAGGACCACCAGGCGACCCUGGAGGAUCACUGGCAGGCGCUAAAGGUGACAAUGGUGAGCAAGGCCCACCUGGCCCUCAAGGACCAGAAGAAGUCAUCGAGUUUCCACCAGAGUUUCUUCCACCCAAAGGUUACAAGGGAGACUGGGGUCCUCCUGGUCAAUGUGGACAAAAGGGUGUAAGGGGUGGUAGAGGAGACUACUUCAUACAAGCAGCUAAAGGAGACAGAGGAAUGCCUGGUUCUCCUGGACAGAGAGGUCCUCCAGGACUUCCUGGUAGAGAUGGAUUGCCAGGAUCUGAGAGUCCACGUGGAGAGAAAGGAUUCCCAGGUCUCAUUGGAAGAAUUGGACCAAAGGGUUACCAAGGAGAUCCAGGUCCCCCAGGUCCCCUGCUCUUUUACAAUGGAAGUGAUGCCAGAGGUGUUAAAGGUGACCGUGGGUAUCCUGGCCCAGCUGGACCCCCCGGUGACCCUGGGUAUAUGGGCAUGCAUGGACCUCCUGGUCCACCAGGGUUAACAAUACCAGAAGUGCCAGGGCGUCCUGGUCCCCAAGGGCACCCCGGUCCCAAGGGAUACAAGGGUGAACCAGGAGGCAAUGACAUUGUUGAAAAUCCAUUUCUGGGACCAAAGGGAACCAAAGGACUCCGGGGACCUAAAGGUGUCACAGGGCCCCCAGGUCCUCCAGGAUGUGGAGAUUACUAUUGUGAGCCUGGUGACCCAGGGGAACCUGGUUACCCAGGACCUAAAGGACCUCGUGGAAACAAAGGGCUCAGAGGAAUUAAAGGUUGUCCAGGGGAUUGUAACUGUAGGUCUGGUGGGGGGAGGGAAGGGCCACCUGGUCCACCUGGUUAUCCAGGACCUCCAGGGUUACCUGGAACUCAAGGACUUAAAGGAGACCCAGGGCUGAGAGGCAAUGACGGUUCAAGAGGACCACAAGGCUUUCAGGGAGCUCCUGGUAUAAAAGGACAAAAGGGACAAAAAGGUCACGCUUUUGUGGUAGAUUUUAAAGGUGCCAAGGGUAACAGAGGAGUCCCUGGACAUCAGGGUCCUCCUGGAGCAACAGGUGCGCCAGGACUGGAUGGCUCCCCUGGUCCCCCAGGGGACCGUGGAACACCAGGUGCUGGAUAUGCAGGAUUACGUGGUCCCAAAGGUUACCCUGGUGCUGCUGGACCCAAAGGGUAUCCAGGGCCUGCUGGCUCUCCAGGUCCUGGUCUCCCAGGGCCUAAGGGCCUAUCUGGACCUAAAGGUCAUCCGGGACAUCCUGGCCUACCAGGAAUUCCUGGACGACAAGGCCCUCCAGGUGAGUCAUGCUGUCAUGAAGAUGGGAUUGGAUUACCUGGUCCUAAGGGUGAACCAGGUUCACCAGGGGUUCCAGGUGACCCAGGAAGAGAUGGUCCUCUGGGAAAUCCAGGAUACCCAGGCCCGAAAGGCAUGAAAGGAGAUGACAGUGAAACUGGAGGGAUGGGACCUCCGGGACCUCUAGGUUUAAAUGGGGAUCCUGGUGACCCUGGUCCCAGUGGAAUUCGCCUGGAUGGCUUUCCAGGCUCUCCUGGAUUGCAAGGACCACAAGGCAGGAAGGGUGACCCCGGAGAUGUCCGCUUUCCCAAACGUGGCCCUACUGGCCCACCUGGCCGCCCUGGGGCUGUAGGGACAAAGGGACGCCAUGGCAUUCCCGGAAUACCAGGAUCUCCAGGCGCACAAGGUCAACCUGGACGACCAGGUUGGAAAGGACAGACAGGAGACAAUGGUGACCCUGGGGCCACAGGUCCCCCAGGCCCACCCUGCACUGUGUGUGAUCUGACUGGAUCUCCAGGCCCUCCUGGACCUCCAGGAAACCCUGGACGGAGGGGAGUACCAGGCUACCUUGGCCAGAAGGGUUAUAAAGGAGAUAUAGGUCCUCCUGGUCAUGGACAAAAGGGCCCACAAGGUUACCCUGGCCCUCCCGCUUUGCCAGGCCUAGCUGGACCCAGGGGCACCACUGGCCCCCCAGGAGAUCCUGGGAUCGAUGGCAGGCCAGGACAGAAAGGUGAAAGGGGUUACCCAGGCAGGGCUGGGGCCACAGGAUUACCAGGUCCUCCUGGACCUCCAGGAAAAAGAGGUAAUCAAGGAGAGAGGGGCUUUGAUGGUCAGCCAGGUGACCCCGGACUCCCAGGACAGCCUGGCAAUAAAGGUGUACGUGGUCCACCAGGAUUACCAGGACCAUCAAGGCUCGUGAAUAUAACAAAAGGCCCACAGGGACUUAGAGGAAGGAAGGGGGAAUUGGGGCCACCAGGACCUGCAGGCUUAAAGGGCCCAAGGGGAGUGCCAGGUGACUCAGGACCUGAUGGAUGGCCGGGUUCGCCAGGGUUUAAAGGCAGCACUGGUGCUCCAGGCAGAGCAGGAAUACCAGGAACUCCUGGGUACUCUGGAAUCAAAGGUUUCCCUGGUCCAAGGGGAAAUCCUGGAAAUUCUGGAGAUCCGGGAGAUCAAGGGCCUCAAGGACAUUUGGGUAUCCCAGGGCUACCAGGAUUUCCAGGAGCCAAGGGUGAGCCAGGACUGUCUUAUGGACAACCUGGUCCACGUGGACCCAAAGGAUUGCCAGGGGAGGAUGGUCCUCAUGCACCCAGAGGAAGUCCAGGAGAUCCAGGGGACCCAGGAUUCCAGGGAAGAGCAGGACAGCCUGGACGACCAGGCAUUGUUGGGGAACCAGGACAACUAGGAAGACCAGGCUACUCAGGACCUCGUGGCCCAUCAGGUCGUCCAGGUCCUACAGGUCUUCCAGGUGAUCAUGGAGGUCAGGGACCACCAGGCCCACCUGGCCCUGAUGGGCCCCAAGGGCCCCCUGGACCACCAGGUUUGGAUGGACUGGAUGGACUUAGAGGUCCAAAAGGGAUAAAAGGAGCAAAGGGCAUGGAUCACCCUGGCCCAUCAGGACCAGAUGGUUUUCCUGGAGCCAAAGGUAUUAAGGGCCAGCAAGGGCCUCCAGGAGCCUUUUUACCAGGGCCCAAAGGCCAGAGGGGUCCACCUGGCUACACAGGUUUUCCAGGUAUUCCAGGGGAACCUGGUAACCCUGGCAUAGAAUGCUACACACCUUUGCCAGGACCCCACGGAGAUUUAGGAUAUGAUGGACCUCCAGGGCCCCCAGGUCCUCCUGGGGAGCCGGGCCUUCCAGGCAGCAGCAUUUUUUCCAAAGGAGACCCAGGCCCUUAUGGCCUCACAGGGUUACCAGGCCGUAAAGGAGAUAGGGGUCUCCCAGGGCCUGCAGGGUCUCAGGGCUACCCGGGACUUACAGGACAGAAAGGUGAGAGAGGUCCUGAUGGUUCUAUAGGUCCUCCUGGACCCAAAGGUCAGACUGGGGUCCCUGGGCCUUGGGGCCACAAGGGAGUAACUGGCUCAACUGGAGAGGCAGGUCCCAAAGGUGCUCCUGGUGACUUUAUUAGGGAACGUCCAGGGAAUGCUCCCCCAGGACUCCGAGGACCUGCUGGUGACCCAGGACCUCCGGGAUACCCUGGUGAUGCAGGUCCUCCCGGGACUCCAGGACGUAAAGGCCAGAAGGGUGCCAUAGGGUACGUGGGCCUCCCUGGCAAAUCAGGUCCUGCUGGUCUUGACGGUCCUGUCGGAGACCAAGGAGAAGUUGGUCAGCGAGGAUUUACUGGACCUCAAGGUGUCGCAGGUCCACCCGGUGAUAUGGGUGCACCAGGCUACGGGGGAGCAUCAAGGUCAGGCUUCCUUUUGGUUCUCCACAGCCAGUCAGUUCAGGUGCCACAGUGCCCUGGAGGCAGCAGUCAGCUUUGGGUGGGCUACAGUCUGGUCUACUUGGAGGGACAAGAGAAGGCUCACACUCAAGAUCUGGGCCAGGCUGGCUCCUGCCUCCCUGUUUUCUCCACCAUGCCUUUCUCCUACUGCAACAAAGCUGCCUGUCACUACUCCAGUCGCAACGACAAAUCCUAUUGGCUCUCCACCACCGCUCCCAUACCCAUGAUGCCACUUUUUGGCCAGGCAAUUAGGACCCACAUCAGCCGCUGUGUGGUGUGUGAGACAGGUGCGCCUGCAGUGGCUUUUCACAGCCAAGAUCACACAGUCCUUGCAUGCCCACCUGGCUGGAGGAGCCUGUGGACGGGCUACUCUUUCCUUCUGCACACAGGGGCAGGUGAUGAGGGAGGUGGCCAGUCUCUGACUUCUACUGGUAGCUGUCUGAAGGAUUUCCGGACUCACCCCUUCAUAGAGUGCCAGGGUGCGCGUGGCUCCUGUAACUACUUUGCAAACCUCUACAGUUUUUGGCUGACUACUGUGAGUCAGACAGAGCAGUUCAUCACCCCGAGCCCUGGCACCAUCAAGACAGCCGACCAACAGCGACGCAAGGCCAGUCAGUGUCACGUCUGCCUCAGAGAACAAUAGAGUAGGGCUCUCAUGGUCAUGAAAUUCCUGGAAAGGUUAAGAAAUUAGAAAAAUGGUUUUCCAGGCCUGGAAAUUGUUUUGUAUUAACAGAAUGUUUUGGAAAAGUUUUGAGUAUAUAUUGUUUGGCUAUGGUUUAGAAUAUGUUCAUAAAAAAUCUCAAAACAUGUUUAACAUUACACAAAAAACAUAUUAGUGCCGUGCUGCGUGACUGUUAAAACAUCACUAGUAUCACAUGAUACACAGGCCAGUCCAACAUUGCAUCAUCACCAAGGCUGCACCCCCCUUUUCCGGGUAAGAAAUGUGCUGUUACAUGAGGAGAGAAACUGGAAAAUGCUGAAAGCUGAUGUGUAGCAGGUUAACCAAGGCUUGCACACUGAGAUUUGAGGCACAUAAUAUACGUGAAUAUCCACUGUCAGUGUGGUAAAAGGCUAAAUGACGCUGGUCACAGUUACUACUGAUGGAUAGAAAGUUGAGUGGGAGGCUACUGCAGUACAGUCAUACAGUAUAGCAGGAGCAGGCUGUCUUCUCCAGCCAAAUCUCAAACAGUUGGUUAUUCACAGGCAACAGUUAACAUUACGAUACCUGGUGAUUUAAUCCAACAUGUUUAGAUGUCUGGAUGUUGAGUCAUUGAUCCAUUUGAGUGGGGGAAGCCUGAUAGGACAUGACAGCAAACAACUUUAACUUAUUAAGAUAUCACAUUUUUUUAAACAAGAAAUAAAUGCAGAUAAACUUGUAAUUACAACAAACAAAUUAUAAUCCAAACAUCUGUAUUAACAUCUAUCACUAAAAUCUCCUUUGGUCUAUCACCCAAAAGGCCUGGAUGUUUUGCAAAGUAUCCAUAGGUGCUGGUCUGGUCAGUUGGCAUACGCAGGUAGUUGGCGGCUUGAAUGUGCAUGCAUGCAUGUUUAAAGGUUUAGUGUGUAAUUCUAAAGGGAGAUAGUUGAUUAUUGAGUCUCAAUGCCAGGUUGUCAAGUACCGACACUUUGGGUUGGUGUUUCGGUCCAACUACCAACCAAAGGUUGUCAGUCCGUGAUGACCUGGCAUGAGACUCAACAGUUUUUGCAAGAGUUACAUAUGGCACUUUUUAUAAUGUAUGUCUGUAUUGCUAUGAAGGCCUAAACAUUUUAAACGACAUCAAUAAAGUCAUGAAAAUCUGGUUAAAUGUGA
This is a messenger RNA of Epinephelus lanceolatus (giant grouper), 6341 nucleotides long. Lineage: Eukaryota; Metazoa; Chordata; Actinopteri; Perciformes; Serranidae. The record is from RefSeq and is a predicted model, not a curated record.